Molecule: messenger RNA, 3155 nt
Organism: Oryzias latipes (Japanese medaka)
Lineage: Eukaryota; Metazoa; Chordata; Actinopteri; Beloniformes; Adrianichthyidae
Gene: spdef
Product: SAM pointed domain containing ets transcription factor
Biological process (GO): regulation of transcription by RNA polymerase II; cell differentiation
Cellular component (GO): nucleus
Molecular function (GO): sequence-specific DNA binding; DNA-binding transcription factor activity, RNA polymerase II-specific
Source: RefSeq, a predicted model, not a curated record
CCUGCACACUCAGUCACUGAGUCACUUACGCUCGCUCCGUCACCCUGGGUACACACCCUUAGCAGGUGCUUUCUCUGGAGGUUUAGUUUGCUGUUGUGCUUUAGGCUUUUCCUUUCUGGUUUAGAGCAAUUUUGACAAAAAGCCUGGAAGGAUUUCAGGCCUUAAUCUAUAGGCUAAAUAACAGUUAUCAGAGUGAAGCAGACUAAUGGUGGGCCUGGUACCUGCUGCACCUCCAUCCUGAAUCCAGGCAUCCCAAUUAAAGUGAGACCAGGACCAGCACUGUUUCCAUCCUACCAAGGGUUUGCAUCAGGGGCAGCUGAAGCAUCUCUGCUGAGGUGGACGUUAUGUCAAACCUUGUGGGCAGUUUGUCUGAAGGAGCAGUGUAUGGACCCCGGAUUGGACUGACGGAAAACUCCCUCACCCUCAUGGAGAGAAACAGAGGCAGUGGAGAACAAUGGGACCUGGGGGAGACCAAACCAAACAUGGAAGCCUUGGAGCGAGGAGGCCUUUACUUCUCCUGCUUUGACAUGCUCUUCACUGAAGAUGCUGCAUGGCUGGUCAAACUGUCAGAGGCUUCCCCGGCGCUGGCUCUUCCCAUGACUCGCAUGGAGAGUCGGGAGGAGCCGGAGCAGUGUCCAGUGAUUGACAGCCAGGAGCAGGGACUCUCUCCUGAGCUGGAGCGGCAAGUGGAGGAGCGAUCUCUGGAGCAGGUGCAGAGCAUGGUUGUGGGAGAAGUACUGAAGGACAUCGAAACAGCCUGCAAGCUGCUUAACAUCACACCAGACCCAAUGGAGUGGAACAUGGGGAACGUUCAGAAGUGGCUGCUCUGGACCGAACACCUGUACAGACUGCCUCAUGCAGGAAAAGCCUUCCAGGAGCUGACUGGGAAGGAUCUGUGUGCAAUGAGUGAGGAGGAAUUCCGCCAGCGAUCCCCACAGUGUGGAGACACGCUCCACGCACACCUGGACAUCUGGAAGUCAGCUGCUUGGAUGAAAGAGAGGUGCUCACUUGGAGACAACAAAACUACUGCCAGCGAGGAGCUGUGGUCCGAGGCAGAUUCGUCAUGUUCAGGACAACCCAUUCACCUGUGGCAGUUCCUCAGAGAGCUCCUGCUCAAACCGCACAACUAUGGACGCUGCAUCCGCUGGCUCAACAAAGAAAAAGGUAUUUUUAAAAUCGAAGACUCAGCUCAUGUGGCCAGACUGUGGGGGCUCAGGAAGAACCGACCCGCCAUGAACUAUGACAAGCUGAGCCGCUCCAUUCGUCAGUACUACAAGAAGGGCAUCAUCAGGAAGCCUGAUGUGUCCCAGAGACUGGUGUACCAGUUUGUUCACCCAGUAUGAGGGAUGACAGACGGAGGAGGAGCAGGUGGAGGUGGAAAAAUGCUUUAGACCAUAGACUCUCACUUGAUUCAUUAACCCCUAAAAUGAAAGGUGGGAAGAGAUGUGCACUGACUGUCCUCAACGCCACAGUCAGUGCUUUAGAAGCGGCUGGCUGCUGCAGCAGCGAGGAGGCUGUUCUGUGUGGGCGCCGUGAGCAGCACACGUCCUGCUGGUCCUGCUGCAGAACCCAAUGAAUGCAUAGAGAUUAACCCUUGUGCUAUCUUAGAUGACCCCACCCUUACAUUGAGGUGUUAUUCCUACCAUGACAAAGGUGGAUAAAGGUGGAAAGAUUUCAUGUAAUCCAUGGACACCAGUGAAGAUCACAAAUCAUUGAAGAAAAAAAGUUCAGCGCACUGUCUAGUGGGUCUAGAUGACCCAACUCCCAACGUUAAAGUGCCUCGGAUAGCACAAGGGUUUCACAGAUUCAAAUAAACAAACUGCUUUAUUGUUUGCCUAACCUGACUGUUUAUCUUUUCACGUGACUCAGACUAAAAAAAACAACAACGCUUUUCUGAUGAAGCUCAACGCAAACCCCUCCCCCAUCUGCAGCUUUUGUUUUACGUCAUGCAUUUUCACCGUCAACAGAUGAACGCCGUGUCCUUGAACGUCCCAAGCUGCAGGAUGCAGCUCCUUCUUUACUAUGUUUCUCAUCACAAAAGUUCAAAAGACGACACUGAUAUCAUCAAACCCCUCUGUGGUGAUAACUUGUAUUUUUGCUUUUUAAAAGUGGUGAAUUCUAUAAUAAAACUGAAAACAAAAAAUGUUUCCUGCCCACGCAGCUUUACGCAACCUUUGCUUUCAUAUUGUUAGAGUUUAGGAUCCAAUGUGAUAAGAUAAACAGUAAAGUGACAACUACUCUAAAUAAAUCCUGUAUUCUUUUUUUUUUUAGUUUGAUGCAACACUAAUGAUGUUUUAAAAAUAAUACAAAAGCAACAAUAUUAAUAAAAUAUGUUCCCAUAUUGUUUUUAUGUUCGGCAACACAAGACAUUUCCCUUAAUUUAGAAAAAAAAAUGUUUUUGCAUUCAGACGUUGUUUUGCGGCACAGCAUUCAGCCUCAGAGAGACAAAAGUAAUGUAAAAAAUAAAAGCAGAACACAAAUAAGCAAAUAAUUUGCUGUGCAUAUUCAUUUUUUUAAUAGUUUCUAAAACAGUUGUUCUUCAAGUUGAGUUUUAUUAAUGACCUUUUUUUUUCUUUAGGUUUCUCACAACUCUGUACUUUUUUUUUUUGCAGAAAUAUUUAAACAAUCAUACUUCCUGUCAAAGUCACACAGGACUCAAAUUGUGAUUGUAUAAUAAACUAUUUUAUCAUCAUUAUAGUUAAGUCUUUAUUUUUAAAGGAAGCUUUUGCUCGACCCUCUGGCAGUUUUUAAAAUGUGAUACCUUUGCCAGUUGUCAUUUGAAGUGAACAAGUACCAGAAGUGGAAAGUUAGUUUCCAGUCAACGGAUCUUUUUUUUCUUAGUUUCAGCUGCAAAAUUUUAAAAAAAACUGCUACUUUGAUAGAAAUAUAGUAGUUCUUAAGACUACCUGUAACUAAUAACCUGUUUGAGCAGCUGUCAGUGAGAUAAAUGAAAGACAAACAAAAACUGAUCAAAAAUGUACACAGUAAAGCCACUUUUCUUUUCCAUUGCUGAAGUAUUUCCUGUAAUGUGUAGAAGGAAGCAAAAAGUAAAAGACAGACCAGGCAGGAAACAAUGGAAACUACUGUCAUCUGUAAAUGUAUGCAUAGCUGAGAAACAAACAGCAAUAAACAAAUGAGGUUUUGCACAAAUUGUA